AUGAAUCGGGCUCUGGUGGUGCUGGUAGUGCUUAAAAUGCUGACUCUCAGUGAGUCUCGCUUUGCCAAAGUGAAUAUAAACCUGGGCUUAACCGUGGCCGACGAGUCCCCGAAACCCAUUACGGAGGACAUGAUCCGUCUGUGCGGCGAUCAAACGGAUAUAUCUCUCAGGGACUUGCACAAGCUGCAGCAGCAGGACUUCACCGAUCCCUCGGAAUCUGUCCAGUGCUUCACUCACUGCCUCUACGAGCAGAUGGGCCUCAUGCAUGACGGUGUCUUCGUGGAGAGGGACUUCUUUGGUCUGCUCUCCGAUGCCAGCAAUCCGGACCUGUGGCCAGAGCGACAGUGUCACAUGAUACGCGGUGAAAAUAAGUGCGAGACUGCCUUCAAAAUCCACCAGUGCCGGCAGCAGGUGAAGCAGCAGAAGGUUAACUCCUCCACGGGCAAGGAUGUGGAGGUCACCACACAGAUUCAGGCAGAGGAUGCCUUGCCCUAG
This is a messenger RNA of Drosophila kikkawai, 495 nucleotides long. It is a transcript of the gene Obp47a, whose product is annotated as Odorant-binding protein 47a. Gene Ontology annotation, molecular function: odorant binding. NCBI's taxonomy places the organism in Eukaryota, Metazoa, Arthropoda, Insecta, Diptera, Drosophilidae. Gene Ontology annotation, biological process: sensory perception of smell. The record is from RefSeq and is a predicted model, not a curated record.